This is a messenger RNA of Camellia sinensis, 1469 nucleotides long. RefSeq lists its product as uncharacterized. Gene Ontology annotation, cellular component: nucleolus; precatalytic spliceosome. Gene Ontology annotation, molecular function: RNA binding. Gene Ontology annotation, biological process: positive regulation of mRNA splicing, via spliceosome. Lineage: Eukaryota; Viridiplantae; Streptophyta; Magnoliopsida; Ericales; Theaceae. The record is from RefSeq and is a predicted model, not a curated record.
CAGAGAGAUACGGAGAGAGAUUGACAGACAGAGAGAGAGAGAGAAACUAGAGGAGCAGAGAGCGAGAGAGAGAAAGAGCGAGAGAGGGAGGGCGAUGACGACUAGAAUAGCUCCGGGCGUCGGAGCGAACCUGCUCGGCCAACACUCCGCCGAGAGGAACCAAGACGCCACCGCCUACGUCGGCAAUCUCGAUCCUCAGAUAACUGAAGAGUUACUCUGGGAGUUGUUUGUUCAAGCAGGCCCUGUUGUAAAUGUGUAUGUUCCCAAAGAUAGAGUCACCAAUCUUCAUCAAGGAUAUGGCUUUGUGGAAUUCCGAAGCGAGGACGAUGCAGAUUAUGCAAUAAAAGUUCUGAAUAUGAUUAAACUUUAUGGGAAGCCAAUAAGAGUGAAUAAGGCGUCUCAAGAUAAAAAGAGCUUGGAUGUUGGAGCUAACCUUUUUGUGGGAAACCUUGAUCCUGAUGUGGAUGAGAAACUUUUGUAUGAUACUUUCAGUGCAUUUGGAGUCAUUGUUACAAAUCCCAAGAUAAUGAGAGAUCCUGAGACAGGGAAUUCCCGUGGUUUUGGUUUUAUUAGCUAUGAUUCUUUCGAUGCAUCCGAUGCAGCAAUAGAGGCAAUGAAUGGCCAAUAUCUCUGCAACCGACAGAUAACAGUAUCCUAUGCAUACAAGAAAGACACGAAAGGGGAGCGUCAUGGUACCCCAGCAGAGAGAGUGUUGGCUGCCAGCAAUCCCGGUACCCAGAGAAGUAGGCCGCACACCUUGUUUGCAAGUGGGCCUCCUACGCUUCCGAAUGCUCCUCAGGCCAACGGUACCAUGGGCACUCCAAUUCCUAUGCGCCCAUUUGCUAACGGCACUGUUCCUCCACCACCAAUUACACCACUUCGGGCCCCCCCACAGGGUGGUGUUUUCCCACCCAUGCCAAUGCCUGGACCACCAUCUUGGCAAGGGCAGCCACAGCAACCAGGUCAACAUAUGCCACCACCGCCUCUUCAGCAGUUUAGGCCACCACCGCCGAACAUGCCACCACCACCUCCACAAGCAGCUCCGGCAUUUGCGAGGCAACCUCCACCUCCAACUGGAAUGGCAGCCCCUCCACCUGUUUGGCGACCUCCACCACCGCCACAGCAGCUGGCUGGGAGGCCCCAUUUUAUGCCACAGAUGUCAAUGCCACCACCUCCCCCUCUCAAUGCUCCUCCACCACCGCCACCAUCAAGUUGAAAGUUGAUCCAAAAGAGUAAGCUCUAAAUGUUUUGGACAUUUUUCUGUUUAUUGUCUCAAUUGUAGGUUUUCUUUUGAUUUCUCAGUUUGGAUUAUACAGAUUGUAAAAUGUGUCUGAAUCCUUUAGUUUUUAUUGACGUAAAAAAUGACAGGCAGCAGAGAUUAGCUUUUGUAUUGAUUUUGAAGCUGCUGCAAACUUUUUCUUUCAAUCAUUCAACUAAUGGAUUUUGUUCAAUGAAACCGUAACACAUUA